CCACGGAGGAGUCAAGGCGCCUGCACUGAACCCUGGUAAACAGCAGAGGACACUGGGAUAAUUCUGCCCAGAAAAGGAAAAGGCAGGCACUUUAGUCCCCAAGAAAAGCAGGAGAGGAGUCCUCGGCCUUCCACUGCGGCAGGCAGUCAGGAGGAGUCAUGUGGCUGGAACUUCUCCUGGCUUCGGUGCUGGGCCUUGUCAUCUACUGGUUCAUCUCCCGGGACAAGGAAGAAACCUUGCCCCUUGAAGAUGGAUGGUGGGGCCCCGGGUCGAAGCCCUCCGCCAGGGAAGAUGAGAGCAUCCGGCCUUUCAAGGUGGAGACCUCAGACGAGGAGAUCAAGGACUUACACCAGAGGAUUGACAGGUUCCGGGCAUCCCCGCCUUUGGAGGGCAGCCGCUUCCACUAUGGCUUCAACUCCAACUACCUGAAGAAAGUGGUGUCCUUCUGGAGAAAUGAGUUUGACUGGAGGAAGCAGGUGGAGAUCCUCAAUCAGUACCCCCACUUCAAGACCAAGAUCGAAGGGCUGGACAUCCACUUCAUCCAUGUGAAGCCUCCCCAGCUGCCCUCAGGCCGCACCCCAAAGCCCUUGCUGAUGGUGCAUGGCUGGCCCGGCUCCUUCUAUGAGUUUUACAAGAUCAUCCCGCUGCUGACUGACCCCAAGACCCAUGGCCUGAGUGACGAGCACGUGUUUGAAGUCAUCUGUCCCUCCAUUCCUGGCUAUGGCUUCUCAGAGGCAUCCAGCAAGAAAGGGUUCAAUUCGGUGGCCACUGCCAGGAUCUUCUACAAGCUGAUGUCGCGGCUGGGCUUCCAGAAAUUCUACAUUCAAGGCGGGGACUGGGGGUCCCUCAUCUGCACCAACAUGGCUCAGAUGGUUCCCAACCACGUGAAAGGCCUGCACUUGAACAUGGCUUUCAUCUCAAGAAGUAUUUACACCUUGACCCCUCUCCUGGGCCGGCGUUUUGGGAGAUUUCUUGGCUACACUGAGAGGGAUAUUGAGUUGUUGUACCCCUUCAAGGAGAAGGUUUUCUAUAGCAUCAUGAGGGAGAGUGGCUACCUACACAUCCAGGCCACCAAGCCAGACACCGUGGGCUGUGCUCUGAACGACUCGCCCGUGGGCCUGGCUGCCUACAUCUUAGAAAAGUUCUCCACCUGGACCAAGUCAGAAUACCGUGAACUGGAGGAUGGAGGCCUGGAGAGGAAGUACUCCCUGGAAGAUCUGCUGACCAACAUCAUGAUCUACUGGACAACAGGAACCAUUGUCUCCUCUCAGCGCUUCUACAAGGAGAACAUGGGCCAGGGCAUCAAGGUCCAUAGGCAUGAGAGGAUGAAGGUCUUCGUACCCACCGGCUAUUCCGCCUUCCCUUCCGAGAUAAUGCACGCUCCAGAAAAAUGGGUGAAGGUCAAGUACCCCAAACUCAUCUCCUAUUCCUACAUGGAGCGUGGGGGCCACUUUGCCGCCUUUGAAGAGCCCAAGCUUCUGGCCCAGGACAUCCGCAAGUUCGUGUCCCUGGUUGAACUGCAGUAAUGACCCGAGAUACCAACCACGGCUUUAGCUGCAGCCCCUGGUCCCUCCCAAGUCACGCAGGGGAGAUGACCCCUUUCUAAAGAAUAAGUUUGGUUUUUGUCCCCUGACCACACUGGGGGCCCUGACUUAACCGCUCACAGAGUCACCUCUCACCACCCCCACGUGGGUCACCCCACUACACACCUGUGUUAAGCUACACUGCUUUGAUGAUAAAUGGUUUUAUUUCUAA
Messenger RNA from Peromyscus maniculatus bairdii (prairie deer mouse), 1755 nucleotides. Its product is annotated as epoxide hydrolase 1. Gene Ontology annotation, biological process: arachidonate metabolic process; epoxide metabolic process. The record is from RefSeq and is a predicted model, not a curated record. Gene Ontology annotation, molecular function: epoxide hydrolase activity. NCBI's taxonomy places the organism in Eukaryota, Metazoa, Chordata, Mammalia, Rodentia, Cricetidae.